This is a messenger RNA of Pyricularia pennisetigena, 531 nucleotides long. RefSeq lists its product as uncharacterized. The coding region runs from base 1 to 531 and encodes 176 amino acids. The transcript is spliced from 2 exons. NCBI's taxonomy places the organism in Eukaryota, Fungi, Ascomycota, Sordariomycetes, Magnaporthales, Pyriculariaceae. The record is from RefSeq and is a predicted model, not a curated record.
AUGGCAAGCGUGCCGCUGAAGCGCACCACUGAAACAGCGAGAGCGACGGGCAGCACAGCGAGCGAGGGUUAUCAUGUCGCUCAGGUCCACGUCCAUGCGAGCCUGCAGGGUGCCACCGUCGCGGGUCGCCAUGUUUGCAUCAAAAGCCUUCCCAGGCCCAAAGUCAAGGCCAUCCUCGUCUACGGGGAUGAUGCGGCAGUUGCUAAAUAUUGGAAAGUCUUCGCCCAGGCUGAGCUCGGUGACGCGGAUCUCGUCGAGGAAGCUAGGGCGGCUGGUGCCAUUGAGGGCCUUUGUCAGGGAGGUCAGGAUAGCAUCGUCGUGCUGGGCAUCGCUGCGAAACUGAGCAAUAGUCUGCGCCACCAGCACAUUGAACCAGUCCAAGCUCUCGGGCUGGUGGCUUUCAACUCUGUAGUAUGUCUUGUUGAGGAUCGAGCCUAUGGUCAGGGACGGUGGGCCGGAUCGGAGUAUGCUGGAUUUCUUCCUAUUGAGCACGGAUUGCUGUUGCUGCUGGCUGCCAGGCCGCUGGUUUGA